Plodia interpunctella (Indianmeal moth) is the source of this 752-nucleotide messenger RNA. RefSeq lists its product as uncharacterized. The transcript has 4 exons. Bases 159 to 740 code for a protein of 193 amino acids. The record is from RefSeq and is a predicted model, not a curated record. NCBI's taxonomy places the organism in Eukaryota, Metazoa, Arthropoda, Insecta, Lepidoptera, Pyralidae. Gene Ontology annotation, molecular function: metal ion binding.
UCAUUCAUUUCAAUUUCAUUCAUUACGGUUACGCCUUUGUGGUUGUGUUUGAUAUGAUUUGUGAUUAGUUUGCUUUUGAAAUAAAUAAUUAUUGUGGGUGUCUACACUGUCUGCCUACAUUGAGUCAUCAAUAGUUCAAAUAUUUGUUAGAUAAUAUAAUGAAUGCAUUAUUAGAUUACGGUUCAUCAUCCUCAAAUGAUUCUGAAGAAGAACCUGAAGAGAAGACUUCAAAAGAAGAAACGAAGCAUAAAUUACCCAAACCGGCUCUUGGCGAAAGCGCCCUGCAGACAUCUGUAUUUUCAAACCCUUUCGUUGAAGCGGAGUUGGCGAAGGCAGCUAUAUUAGAAAAACACGUGAAAAUGGUUCCAGGUAGAAACAACACACAGAUGAUAAAUGGCAAGAAGAUCUGCUGGAACUACAGAAAAGGCCGCUGCCGGUUUGGGCACAACUGUAAAUACGCUCAUGACUCUGACAUACAGAAGACUUCAGAAGAAUUGGAUACUGAGAAACAGAAAUUAGAAAGAAAGUCCUUGGUGUGUGAAAGCUCAGGCACUAUGACAUCUGGUCCUCCCCCACAAAUCUCAUUAGAACAAGUCUUACCCACCGACGACGCUGUCUGGGAAGGAGCACCUGAUAAAAGGAAGCUGAAGAGACCAGGGCUUAGCCAAACUCUUGUCCCAGGCAAGAAAGUCAUCAAGAUGUAUAAGGAACAAAAAGUUAAAGACUAUAAUAAAAAAUAAUUAUUUUGUAUA